This is a messenger RNA of Sinocyclocheilus grahami, 3833 nucleotides long. Its product is annotated as delphilin-like. The coding region runs from base 289 to 3714 and encodes 1141 amino acids. The transcript has 19 exons. Lineage: Eukaryota; Metazoa; Chordata; Actinopteri; Cypriniformes; Cyprinidae. The record is from RefSeq and is a predicted model, not a curated record. Gene Ontology annotation, molecular function: protein binding.
UGAAGACAGCACUCAGAGAGGCUGCUACAUGUUGGAGUUCCUCACAGCUUCUAUGAAAGAUCGGGAUUGCCUUCAUUACUUGGCUUUCUUUGAAUAUUUUCAUGGAUUUUGAACAGUGAUCCUGAAUGAAUGUGGUGGACUUAAAUCUGAAGCUUCUUCACUUUGGGUCGUGAUGAAAACCAUUGGAUGGGAAAAUUGACUGGCUGAAUUGAACUAGCAACCUUUAUAAAGUCUUUAUGAUGAUGGCUCCCCGUAGCUGAUUUUUUUCUCUGUUGCCUUGCUGUGACCAUGUUUGCCAGGAUCUUCAUUCCCAAGAAGCAUCGGCAGCGCUUUGACGAGGCAGUUUCUCAGAGUCUCAUCAACCGCAUGUGCCGUAGCAAGAGCCUGGGUGAGCCCCAAAACAGGCUCCGCCGAAGCCGAAGUCAAGACCACCACGAGCGUCCUCAAGGCUCAAAACGGACCAGUUCUGUGCCCAGAGAUACAGGUGAUGACCCGGCCCAACCCGAGCGUGGCCUUAGGAAAAGCACCACCAUGAUUCCCAGCCACUAUGCCACUGGAGCCAACCAGAGAACCAUCCGUGUGUACAGGGGUAAGAAGAGUUUUGGGUUUACUCUGAGAGGUCAUGCUCCAGUGUGGAUCGACUCAGUAAUGCCAGGUAGUCCAGCCGAGGCGUGUGGCCUUAAACCAGGAGACCGCAUAUUGUUCCUCAAUGGCCUAGACAUGAGGAACUGCUCCCAUGAGAAGGUGGUAUCCAUGCUGCAGGGCAGUGGCGCCAUGCCCACUCUAGUGGUGGAAGAGGGCCCUGUAGACUAUCCGCUCUCAGAUUCAGAGUCAGAGGAGACCCCCACCAUCCCCCGCUCGCGUUCCCCGGCCCUCAGCUCCCUGCAGUGGGUAGCUGAGAUCCUGCCUCCCAGCAUCCGCGUGCACGGCCGUACCUUCAGCCAGCAACUUCAACACCUCCUCACCCUACAAGAAAGAUAUACCAUUUGCAAAGCUCUGGAGACCUUCUUCCAGCACAGGAAUGUGGACACACUCAUUGUAGAUGUGUUUCCAGUGCUGGACACUCCAGCCAAGCAGCUGAUUUGGCAGUUCAUUUACCAGCUGCUGACCUACGAGGAACAGGAACACUGCAAGAGCAAGAUCGCCCGCUUCCUGGGCUUCAAGAGUGCAGAACCAGAGGUAGGUCCAGAAACCCACAGACGGAGCAGCUCCAUGCGAGUGUCAGGUACCUCUCACAAAAACACUGUGAGAGAGAGAAGCUCAGACGACUGCAUUAUCGGCACUCACCUGGGAAUGGGAACAUUCACUGACCCUGUGACUCCAGAGGAAAGACAGUGUGGGGAUGGGACUUCCUUCCCAGAGUCCCCAGAUCUCAGCCACAUGUCAGGAGUGUACACGGAGCUUGAGAACGUGUAUCCCGGGAAGAGCAACCAGUCUCUCCAGAGUCACUCCUCACCCAGGGCUGUCGGCAUGGGCCACACUGAGAACAAUACAUACACUCAGUCUUUCACACACAGUAACACAGGGAACCGUAAGUCAGGCCUCUCUCUUUCAUGGACUGAAUCUUUUCCUGGCUCUCAGUUCGAGCCUUACCAGCAGACUGUUCCUUCUCCAGACAGUGUGGACUCUAAUCCUUAUGUUAGUUUUGACAGCCCCCCAGCCUCCCCCUUGCCUUCUGAUGAGCCCAGUCCUCUGCCCCAGCGCAGGAAGCUGUUUACCUUCUCACGGCCACCUCGCAGCCGAGACACUGACAAGUUCCUGGAUGCUCUGAGCGAGCAGUUGGGCCACAGGGUCAAUAUCGUGGAUGACUUUAAAGGAGGGGAGAAUGACUAUGAGGAGAUGAGUUUCCAGGAUGACCAGGAAGUGAACAUGCUGCCUCAUGAGUUAAGCAGUGCCAGCAGUGAAGACCACAGUAGCAGCGAUGACUCCACCUCAGUCUCCUACUCCUCAGGGUCUGACCACAUCCCCCCUCCCCCUCAGAGUCCUCCGCCCCCACCACCUCCCAUCCAGUUCACCGACCCACCCUCGGCCCAUCCCCUCACCCCAGAGCACUUGCCCCAACCUCCCCCAGCCUUCCAGCACCACCCCAUUAUAGCUCCACCCCCACCUCCACCUCGGUCCUUCCUUACUAACCGCCCCUCGUUGCACAAGGUGCUGCCCACCCGUGAGGAGUUCAGGACCCAGCACACCCAUCCUCGACGCUCCUCUCCCCAGCCCAGCGCGCAAUCCGUUCUGCAGCUGCACCAACCAAAGGCUCACCCCAUCCUACAGUCAACCCCGCACACCUCCCCUCAACCCCCGCACGCAACCACACAGCACACUCACCUGCGGCAUCCCACCCAGUCAGUCUACCAGAGCAGGCAGACCUCUGCUUCCAGAACCUCCCCUAACGUGACCAAACAAAAGAGCCUCCAUUCCCAACAAAGCUAUGAAGGCACACUCUCAACCAAGGUUCCCCCACCACCACCACCGCCACUUCCUUUACCCCCACCUUGUGGUCCUCCACCUUUGCCCAAAGCCAGCCUGAAAGCCUCUGACAACAACCACAUGAGUGUUAAAAGACUGCGCUGGCAGCAGGUGGAGAACUCUGAAGGAACUAUCUGGGGACAGCUUGGAGAUGAUCCUGACUAUCAUAAACUCAGUGACAUGGUCAAGUACCUGGAUCUGGAUCUGUACUUUGGCACACAGAGGAAUUCUAUCUCUCUUCCAGAGCCCACUUUCCUGCCUGAGAACUUUAAAAAGAAAGACGUGGUUGAGAUUCUCUCCUAUAAAAAGGCCUACAACGCUUCUAUCCUCAUAGCGCAUCUGAAGCUGUCCCCGAAGGAACUGCGAGAAAUUCUCAUGACCAUGAGCACCGAGCGUCUGGAACCCGCACACAUUAAACAACUGUUGCUUUACGCUCCCGACGACGAGGAGGUAAAACGGUUUCAGCAUUAUGACCAGGACCCUGCCAAGCUCAGCGAGCCCGACAAGUUUGUCCUACAGAUGCUACUAGUUCCUGAGUAUAAAACCAGAUUGAGGUGUCUUCUUUUUAAGACCACCGUGCAGGAGAAAACAGAAGAAAUGAGAGGCGCAUAUGAAUGCAUAUACAAAGCCUCAUUAGAGCUUAAAAACAGCAAGAGGUUGGCCAAGAUCCUGGAGUUUGUUUUAGCAAUGGGAAAUUAUCUGAAUAAUGGUCAACCCAAGACGAAUAAAACAACAGGAUUCAAAAUUAAUUUUCUUACUGAGCUGAACACAACAAAAACUGUCGAUGGAAAGUCAACUUUCCUCCAUAUUCUUGCCAAAUCAUUAUGCCAACACUUCCCAGAACUCCUCAACUUCGCCAGGGACCUCAUAACAGUGCCACUAGCUGCCAAAGUCAAUCAAAGGACCAUUACUGCUGAGCUCAGUGACCUUCACUCCACCAUCCAGGAAAUAAGAACCGCCUGUGUGAAAAUCCCAGCUACAGCAGAGGAUCGCUUCGCAUUGGUUAUGAAUAGCUUUCUGGAAAACUGUCAUCCAGCUGUGCAGUCCCUAGACUCCUUGCAGCAAAGAGCAAUGGAUGAAUUUCAUAAAGUGGCCUCGUAUUUUGGAGAAGACAGUAAAGCCACGACCACAGAAACCUUCUUUGGCAUCUUUGCUGAAUUUAUCUCCAAAUUUGAGAGAGCACUGAGUGAGACGCAAGGAACAGAAAUCCGCAGAAGCCCCCGAAUAGCUUCGCCGCUGGCCUGGUGAAACCAACAGCAUCUGCUGUUUCUAACCCAGAAUGCCCAUGUGCCAAUAAAAACAGGGAACUUGAUAGCGUGAAAGGAAACAAACCUUACUUUAAAUGUCUUGGAUGAAUUAAAAAUAAU